AUGGCGACGGCCGUUUGCCAAUUUGAAUGGUCGAAAGGGAAGAAAAAGGAAAGGCUAAGGCCUGGAAGCUCUUUCAGUAGCCCGAGGGAGAGGAGAGGUGUUUCCGAUGCGAAUGUCGAGGGGAAAAGAGACGAGUCGAUUGUUGGUGGUGGCCGACGAGAAUUAAAUUUUACGCUGAGGACAUUGCCGGUGGAUGAGGGCCCGAAAGAAGAGCUCUUGAAACCAUGGGACCCCCAUUCCCUUCAUCAGCUCAUCUACUAUGAGGUUCGUAUGGGAAUACCUGCCACCCAGUGGAUUAGCAUUUAUAAUGCUCAAAAACCAAUAAAGCAAAGAUAUCACUAUAAUGUGACGGAUGCGAGACUUUCCCAUCACAUUGAUAAAGGAACUGAAGAUGGUUUGUUCAUAAGUUGUGUGGCAUCUUACCAAAAUGUUUGGGCGCUAAUAAUGGAUGCCGGAACUGGCUUCACAGGGCAAGAAUGGAUAAUGGAACAGUGGGAAAAUAAUUAUUACAUCAGUGCUGUUGGAGGAGCCGCAAAUGGCAGUUCAUUAGUUGAAAUGUCGAAAGUACGCCCAACAGUCUUACAAAGUGAGCGACUCAUUCCCAUUCAAGUGGAUAAACAAAAAAUGGAGAGAAGAUUUCUA
This is a messenger RNA of Striga asiatica, 642 nucleotides long. Lineage: Eukaryota; Viridiplantae; Streptophyta; Magnoliopsida; Lamiales; Orobanchaceae. The record is from the annotation of a GenBank genome assembly.